Penaeus monodon (black tiger shrimp) is the source of this 741-nucleotide messenger RNA. RefSeq lists its product as uncharacterized. Bases 1 to 741 code for a protein of 246 amino acids. The record is from RefSeq and is a predicted model, not a curated record. The transcript has a single exon. NCBI's taxonomy places the organism in Eukaryota, Metazoa, Arthropoda, Malacostraca, Decapoda, Penaeidae.
AUGGUAUUCUCUCUCAGACAGCUGCAGGAAAAGUGUCGGGAGCAACGUCAACUGCUCUACAUUGCCUUCAUAGACCUGACCAAGGCCUUCGACCUCGUCAGCCGCGACGGCCUGUUUAAGAUCCUGGCCAAGGAUGGAUGCCCACCUACCCUCCUCAGCAUUAUCAAGUCAUUCCACGUUGACAUGAAAGGCAUUGUGGUCUUUGAUGGAGGAACUUCUACCCCCUUUGACAUCCGCAGCGGGGCAAAGGAGGCCUGUGUACUCGCCCCCACAUUUUUCGGCAUCUUUGCCAUCCUGCUGAAGCAAGCCUUUGGAUCCUCCACUGAAGUCAUCUACCUCCGCACCAGAUCAGAUGGGAAGCUCUUCAACCUCUCCAGACUAAGAGCAAUGACCAAAGGGAACCUGGAAUGUUUGCAUGACUUCUUCUUUGCUGCUGAUGAUGCAGUCACAACACAUUCAGCAAAAGACUUUCAGCACCUCAUCGCCGGACUCAAUAUAACCUGCAAGGACUUUGGGCUCACCAUCAGUCUAAAAAAAUCUCAAGUGAUGGGGCAGGGCGUGGACACCCCACCAAACAUCAAGAUUGAUGACUACGAGUUAGAAAUCGUCCAUGACUUCAUGUACUCAUCCAUCUCUGACAGCCCCUCAUUGGACUGUCAGAAAUCAACAGGCACACCGGCAAGACAGCACCACCAUGUAGGACCUCUCCAAGAGAGUGUGGUCAAAGAACAAGCUGACUGA